CACACCCCGCUCAGUCAGUACAACAAACAGAUAUGAACAGAGAGAGAGAGAGCUCUCAUUAACUAAUGAACAGACGUAAUCACAGACACACACCCCGCUCAGUCAGUAGAACAAACAGAUAUGAACAGAGAGAGAGAGAGCUCUCAUUAACUAAUGAACAGACGUAAUCAAGCACAUGGCUAUCACACAUCUCUCUCUACUCUGCCAUUUCUUUCCUCCUGACAGACAGAACAGUCCUCUCUUCUCUCGUUCUCUCUACUCUUUUACACAUCUUCCCCUCCAUCUUUCUCUCCCUUUUACCAUCUUCACUAUUGUCUCUUUUCCACAUUACGUUCUCUCUACCCUUAAAUCUCCCUCUUUCUUUCUCUAUUUCUUUCUUUCUCUCUUUCUUUCUCUCUUUCUUUCUCUCUUUCUUUCUUUCUUUCUUUCUUUCUUUCUCUCUUUCUUUCUCUCUUUCUUUCUCUCUUUCUUUCUCUCCAUCAUGGAGGCUGUAGCCGUGUUUUCUUUCCGAGCAAAAGAACGAGACGAGCUCAGCUUCCAGAAAGGAGAGAUACUGAAGGUGACGGAGAUGGAUGAGGAUCCUAAUUGGAUGAUGGCAGAACUCCACGGGAGGCGAGGCUACGUCCCUGAGAACUACAUUAGUCUGUUACCACACCCGUGGUUUGCGGGACGUGUGUCCAGGAAGCAGGCUGAGCAGCGGUUGCGUUGGGAGGAGAGAGGAGUGUUCCUGGUUAGAGAGUCAGAGAGUUCACCAGGAGAGUUCUCUGUUUCUGUCAGCUAUGGCGACAUGGUCGAGCACUUCCUGGUUCUCGAGGGGUUGGGUCAGUACUGUGUGUGGGAGGAGACUUUCUCGUCUCUCAACCGAUUGGUCGACUUCUACAGAUCACACAGCAUUGCCCAGGAGAGACCUGUCUACCUUACCGACCCUCCUGACACACCUCUACACACACACACACCCUCACACACACCUCUACACGCACACACACCUGCACACCCUCUCACACACACUGCCAUGCAUCUACCGGACCCUAACCCAAACCCCUACACACCCCUAACCCUAACACACACACACACCCCUAACCCGUAUCUAGCUGAGCACCACACACACCCCACUCACCCUCGCGCACACACCCCUAACCCUAACACACACACCACAAACUCCCCUAACACACACCACACACACACCCCUACCCAACACCCCCCAGCCCCAGCCCCAGCCAGCUACUCCAACAGAAGAGAACCAAGCAGGAACCUGAACUGGGGCUAUUCUGCCCCUACAUAA
Molecule: messenger RNA, 1282 nt
Organism: Oncorhynchus keta (chum salmon)
Lineage: Eukaryota; Metazoa; Chordata; Actinopteri; Salmoniformes; Salmonidae
Product: vinexin-like
Exons: 4
Coding region: 176-1282 (368 amino acids)
Molecular function (GO): protein binding
Source: RefSeq, a predicted model, not a curated record